This is a messenger RNA of Blepharisma stoltei, 258 nucleotides long. Lineage: Eukaryota; Ciliophora; Heterotrichea; Heterotrichida; Blepharismidae. The record is from the annotation of a GenBank genome assembly.
AUGUUAAAAAUCCACCAAAUCAGCUUAGCAAUUGUAAUUGCCGAAUACAUCGCGAUCUGCUUCAGCAACUUUGAGCCUUGGGACAAUAACUACAUCUACCUUUACUGCUCACUUCUAGCGAGUGGCCAUAUCUGGUUUAUGAUUGGGAGGUUAAACAUGUCAAGAACUAAUAGCAAGUUUGACUCAGAUUGGUUUAAACAAGAUUCAAGUUUACUUGAAAACAAGCACGAGGAAUGGUUUCCUCUUGAACCCGUAUAA